AUGUCGGAAGAAAUCCAGCGAAUCCUCUUCCUCGCGCCCAAAGUGCACAUCUACGCCGUGCCGCCGCUCUCCUCCAACACCGGCCACAAAGCCGCCACAUGGAACGUCGACCAGCCCAGCAGCCUCAUCUUCACCGCCCGCAUCCGCAUCAUCGAGACGGCCACGCUCUCCGCCGACGGCGCCGAGAACGACAACGUCCGCACCGACGUGCGCCUCGAGGACCCAAAGACCGGCGACCUGUUUGCUAACUGCCCGUACGAGGGCGCCCACUGCGUCGAGCAAGUCACCGACAGCUCGCGCUUCUUCGCCGUGCGCGUCGUCGACAGCGGCCGCAAGGCCAUGCUCGGCAUCGGCUUCGAGGAGCGCAGCGAGGCCUUCGACUUCGGCGUCAGCCUGCAGGAGGUGCGGCGGCACGCCGAGGGCGUCACCGGCGGCGGCGCAAAGCGCGGGAAGAAGACGGAGGAGACGGCGGCCGCGGAGAAGAAGAAGGACUAUAGCCUGAAGGAGGGGGAGACGAUCAAUAUCACUAUCGGGAAUAAGGGUCGCCGCCGGGCGCCCUCGUCGCCGAAAGCGUCUUCCGACAGCGGCGGCGGCGGUGGUGGUGGGCUGCCGUUCCUGCCGCCGCCGCCGAGCGCAGAGGAUGUGAAGCGCAACCGCAUGAGCCAGCAUGGGCUGGAGGACUUUAGCAAGAUUGGGUUUGACGGGAAGAUGGGCUUUGACGAUGAUGCGUUUGGGGACUUUGUCUGA
Molecule: messenger RNA, 747 nt
Organism: Morchella sextelata
Lineage: Eukaryota; Fungi; Ascomycota; Pezizomycetes; Pezizales; Morchellaceae
Exons: 3
Coding region: 1-747 (248 amino acids)
Biological process (GO): endocytosis
Cellular component (GO): clathrin vesicle coat; membrane
Source: RefSeq, a predicted model, not a curated record